Molecule: messenger RNA, 3742 nt
Organism: Calliphora vicina (urban bluebottle blowfly)
Lineage: Eukaryota; Metazoa; Arthropoda; Insecta; Diptera; Calliphoridae
Exons: 4
Coding region: 32-3742 (1236 amino acids)
Source: RefSeq, a predicted model, not a curated record
CUUCCACAUACAAUUGCACUUGAUUAUAAUAAUGAUCAAUAAUAUUUGUGAAAGUAAUAAAUCUACACAAUCAGCCACGGCCUUUAAAGCAACGACGACAACAGCUGCAGCAAUCGUGGACAACAGACACAAUGAUGGUGAUGAGGCCAAUGAUGUUGCAUCCACGAAUACCAACAAUAGCAGCAACAGCAGGGGUGGUGUAGUACAAACAACAUAUGGACAUGGCAUUUGGUAUAGCGAAAUUAUUGAUGGUGCCAGGAAUACAAAUAAAAAUAAUAAUAAAAUUUUCCAUCAACAACAAUACUACAAUAAUGCCAACAGCAGUAGUAACUUUAACAGCAGCCACAACAACAACAAUAAAGAAAACAUUGUCAAUAGAAAUGUAUGGUUGACAACGCGCUGUGAUGUUGUAAAGGAGCAACAGAAACAGCAACAAUCUCACAACAAUAAUACGACAAAUGAGUGUGAUAUAGUUAUCGUUGAUAUUGAAGAUGACGAUGAUAAUGCUGAGGUUGAGAGGCUGCAGCAGCAGCCAAUAUAUAGUGUUCCCCAAAAGUUUUUCAUGAAUGCAAAUAUGCAAUUUUCCAAGCAAAAACAACCAGCAACCAUCUAUGAUAGCAAACGUUGUGUGGCAGCAAAAAAUAAUAUCACUGGCAAUGUCAACGCAUCCAAUCCAAUGCAUAUAGCCAAUGAUGACCAUGUAGAUGUGAACGAAAACGACAGGAUUGCGGAGGAUGACGAUGAUGAUUCAUUAGCGUCAAUGGAGACCCUUUCUGAUAAUGUGUCAAUAUGGAUAGGUGGUGAAAAACAUUGGGUGGCAGGUGUUGAUGCGAAUACAACCUGUUCGGAUCUAAUCUGGGCACUGCUCAAUUAUCAAAAUGGACAACUGCCCAGCCAGCAGCAAACGCAACAUCCACAUGUGUUUGCCAUUGCCACGUCACUACCAUCAACAAAUGGCGAAAAUAUUGCUGCAACUGUGAUUAACAAAACAAAUAGUAAUCAAUGCGAAAAGCACGUACUGCAACAGCAACGACAUCAGCAGCAACCAAAAACAUACGAUAACAAUGAUUUAGAUUUUAGUUUUAGCAUGAGUACAAACGAGGGCAGUAGCAAUUUAUGUACAGACAAUAAACCAAAUAUCCAAAAUACAGCUAAUACCAACAACACUUCAAAUCCCACUACCAUUACUAGCAGCAGCACCAUUAUUACCACGACUAUUAAUCAAUCAAUGCCAAUAAAUACCAAAGAAAAUUGCAAAAUAAUCCAAAACUCAACUUUAGUAACAGCAGAAGCACCAGCAGUAACAGUAACAUCAGCGGCAGCAACAGCGACAUUAUCAGCCACACCGAUUAUAUCAUCAUCUGCACCUGUUCCUGCUAUACCACCUACACUUUUACCUAUAACAUUGCCACCUGGCAUAACAACCGUUUCGCAACUUGCCACCGAGUAUGUCAUCGUUAAACAGUACCAUCACUGUGAGGAAUAUCUAGAUGGUAGUACAAAAGUUUUUGAUGUUUUACCUCGACGUGAUGGUUCCCAUAAAAAGGAGUGUGAAUUGUUGUUACGCCAUUUGGGACCCGCACCGGCCGUGUACAUCAAUAAUACAACACCACAGUUGUCAUCAUUAAUCUCCACCGACAAGGACAGCGGCAUGGGUAGUCCAGUAGGCAGUGCACGUAGUGCGAAAUUUCGUCGUCGCAAGCAUAAAUCAUCACAAUGGCUGGCACAGGCCAAUACACUGCAUCCGAAAUUAUCACGCUGUACGGGGAAUGAGCGUCUGAUGAAAAUUAUUCUCGCCCAGGAUGAGACAAUACAACGACAAUUGUCCUUGUUACGUGAAAAGGAACGUCAAAUUACCAAGAUUGAAGAGGAGAAACAUCGUAAACGUGAACGUGAGUUGGGUAAAAACUACUUGCUGGAAACCUAUUUAAAUGGUUUAGAUGAAGCCGAAUGCGAACCGGAAAUACAAGAUGGUGAAGAGAUUUUUAUAGAUGAACCGUACCAUCGAACGGCAACAGCAACGACGCUACUAAUACCAAAUCCUAGGACAACAAUUACACCAACAGGAGCAAAGUUAGCUGCUGGAGCCGUAACAGAUAAAAUACCCUCAGCUACCGAGGCAUUUAAUAUGAUGGCAAGACAUAAACUCAAGGAUAAGGAAGUGAAAAAAGAAAAGAAAAAGAAACGACACAAAGACAAAUUCACAAAGGAUGAGGUGAUUCCAGCAAAGGAUUUUAAUUUAAAAACAAAUAAAAAUAAAGAUAAAGAAAAGUUGGAUAAACAACAAAAAGAACAACAGCAUGAACUGAAUGAAUUGAAAGCUAUAGAUGGUAAUGGCAACAAGGACAAUGGCAAUGAGCAGGAAAUUGAAAUGCAAAUAUUGUGGUUGGAAAAAAUCUACACUCUAAAUAAACAACUACAAAAGGAAGAAGAGCUGGCUGCCAAAUUGCAUGCCAAGGUACGCAAACAUCAGCUAAGGAUGGCUCAACAGACUCAGCAUGAAGCACAAAUGGAAAUUGAUAAACUCGAUAAUAAUUUGGCACUACAGUGCGGCGAUAUACGUAAAGUGGAGGCAAACCUAAUGCAGACAAAUGAACAAUUACAAAAGAAAUUGCUCAUUUUAGAACGGCUUAGUAUGGAGUAUUUGCAAGAGCAACAAGAAAACGCUAGUGUUAUUAAGGAUAAUAAUGAGCAGCAAGCCGAUCAAAUAACUACAACAAAACCUAUAGAAAAUCCGCUUAAAAAUGAUGCCAACACUUUACUAACGAACCUAGAGAAAUCUAUAGAUAUACAGAAAUUAUCCUUAAAUAAUAUAAAAUCAAAAGAACAAGUUAUAAAAUUAGAAAAGAUUAUAGCCAAACCAAGUCUUGAAUUACGAGCCACAAAAAUUGAGCAUAAAGAACCUAAACCAGCGGCAUCAGCCUCGAUAGCUAAUAAUCCUUUGCGAAUAAAUAUGAAAACAACUGUUUUACCUCCAACAAAUCAGCCAAGAUUUUCAAAUGAAAUUAGAGCAAAUUCCAUGAAUGACACUUCAAAUUCAACCAAUCGUAAUGUUUUUGUUACAACUACAAAUAAUCAACCACAACAGCAGCAACAUCCUCAACAACCAGCUACAACUUCCACCCCCACAACGUCAGUAUCAGUUACAGCACACACUUUAUCCAGUGAAGCGGCAUUGUCUCACAGUACAGUGUCAACGUCAUGUAUGUUUAUUGAUAAAAAUAUGUUGUCGUCAUUACAUGUACAAAAUGCCAAAACCAUUAAGAAACAAAUGUUUCAUACACAAACAACAUCAGCAACAGCAGCACUAACAGGAAAAAUACCAGCAACAUCUAUAUCAUCACAUCUACUGCCGCCACCUCCACCGCUAUCACUACUACCACCACUAUCAAGUGCAUUCCCUAAACAACAAUUUCAACAUAUUUUCCAUCAACAGCAACAACACAUGCCAAUGGCAUCUACAUUUCUAACCUCAAGGCCACAAAAUUCUCACCAAAUACCAGCUACAAAUAUUGUUCUAGUACAACAACCUUCCACAGCUUCUUCGUCCUUCUCCUGCUCUUCUAAUUUUACAACAUCAUCGUCAUCAUCACCACUAUCGUCAUCAUCGUUAACAGCCGCAUCAGCAGCAGCAACAGUAUCCGCAUUAAAAGCCUCACAACCGCCCACCUCUGCCUCUCCUUCACCCUCUAUUAUGGCCAUGAAUACAGUGGAUAUAAGUCAAUUGGGUACAUUGGUCUAG